Molecule: messenger RNA, 585 nt
Organism: Ostertagia ostertagi
Lineage: Eukaryota; Metazoa; Nematoda; Chromadorea; Rhabditida; Trichostrongylidae
Source: the annotation of a GenBank genome assembly
AUGCCAUCACUUAAAGGAAAAAGAAUCGCCAUACUUUCUGAAAACGGUUUCGAAGAGAUUGAAUUGACCAGCCCCAAAAAAGCACUGGAAGAUGCCGGCGCAAAAGUGGAUAUUGUUUCCGCUCAGAAAGGCAAAAUAAAAGGCUGGAAUCACGACCACUGGUCUAUUGAACUGGAUGUAAACGUAAACCUGGAUGAGGCUAAAACAGAAAAUUACGAUGGACUGAUGAUUCCAGGAGGCGUUAUCAACCCCGACCAGAUGCGGCUGCACACCAAUUAUAUACAGUUUGCACAGGAAUUUCUGGAAGCCGGUAAACCUGUCGCUGCUAUUUGCCACGGCCCGCAGCUGCUGAUUGAAACCGGUAUGAUCAGCGGUAAGGAAAUGACUUCUUUUCCCUCUAUAAAAACUGAUCUGAUCAAUGCAGGUGCGCUCUGGCAGGACAAGGAAGUAGUGAACGACAAUGGCCUUGUUACCAGCCGCAGCCCAAAAGACCUGGAUGCAUUCAAUAAAAAAAUGAUUGAAGAAAUGGCCGAGGGUGCACACGCUACCCGUAAUGCAUUUGCACCGGCACCCGUUCACCAAUAA